This is a messenger RNA of Chelmon rostratus (copperband butterflyfish), 1563 nucleotides long. RefSeq names its product cytochrome P450 3A40-like. The record is from RefSeq and is a predicted model, not a curated record. Gene Ontology annotation, molecular function: iron ion binding; oxidoreductase activity, acting on paired donors, with incorporation or reduction of molecular oxygen, reduced flavin or flavoprotein as one donor, and incorporation of one atom of oxygen; steroid hydroxylase activity. Lineage: Eukaryota; Metazoa; Chordata; Actinopteri; Chaetodontiformes; Chaetodontidae. The transcript has 13 exons. The coding region runs from base 1 to 1515 and encodes 504 amino acids.
AUGGACUACCUCCUCUCUUUCUCCGCUGAGACAUGGACCCUCCUGGUCGCUUUCAUCACACUGCUCUCUGUGUACUUAUGGUGGCCAUAUGGAACAUUUAAGAAAAUGGGCGUCCCUGGUCCCAAACCAAUCCCGUUUUUCGGCACUAUGCUGGAAUAUAGAAAGGGAUUCAUUAACUUUGACAUUGACUGCUUCAAGAAAUAUGGGAAAACAUGGGGGAUUUUUGAUGGCCGUCAGCCUGUGCUGUGUAUCACAGAUCCUGCCAUGAUAAAAACUGUCCUGAUAAAGGAGUGUUACUCUUUCUUCACUAAUCGCAGAAACACCCAUCUGAACGGGCCUCUGUACGAUGCCGUGUCCCUCGUUGAGGAUGACGAGUGGAAGAGGAUCCGCAGUGUCCUCUCUCCCUCCUUCACCUCAGGGAGGCUGAAAGAGAUGUUUGGCAUAAUGAAGCACCACUCUGCUAACCUGAUCAGCAGCAUGAAGAAGGUGGCAGACAAGGAUGAGCCCCUGGAGCUGAAGGAGUUCUUUGGAGCCUACAGUAUGGAUGUUGUAACCAGCACAGCCUUCAGCGUAGACAUCGACUCGCUCAACAACCCCUCGGACCCCUUCGUUACUAACAUCAAGAAGAUGCUGAAGUUUGAUCUUCUCAACCCUCUCCUCAUCAUUACUGCUGUCUUCCCCUUUAUGGGUCCUAUAUUUGAGAAGUUCGAGUUUUCUCUUUUCCCUGUGUCUGUCCUGGACUUCUUUUACGCUGCACUGCAGAAGAUCAAGUCUAAUCGAGAGACCAGCAAGCAAAGGAGUCGAGUGGAUUUCCUUCAGCUGAUGAUCGACUCCCAGAAAAACAAUGGCCCCAGUGGAGUAGGACAGGAUAAAGGUUUAAAUGAUCAUGAGAUCCUUUCGCAAGCAAUGAUUUUCCUCUUUGCUGGCUAUGAAACCAGCAGCAGCUCUCUCACUUUCUUGGCUUACAAUCUGGCAACAAACCCUGAUACCAUGAAACGGCUGCAGGAGGAGGUCGACUCCACCUUCCCUAACAAGGCUCCAGUUGAGUAUCAAGCUAUGAUGCAGAUGGACUAUCUGGACAGCGUCAUCAACGAGUCUCUGCGGUUGUAUCCCAUUGCUCCACGUCUGGAGCGUGUGGCCAAGGCGACUGUCGAGAUAAACGGCCUUGUGAUUCCAAAACAUAUGACUGUCAUAGUACCCACAUGGCCCGUGCACCGGGAUGCAGAUCUGUGGCCCGAGCCAGAGAAGUUCAAACCUGAGAGGUUCAGCAAGGAAAACAAGGGGACUAUUGAUCCGUACACGUACAUGCCUUUUGGGGCAGGGCCAAGGAACUGCAUAGGGAUGCGGUUUGCUUUGGUGUCAAUGAAACUAGCAUUGGUGGAGAUCCUCCAGAGGUACAGCUUCUCUGUGUGUAAGGAGACUGAGAUCCCCUUAGAGCUGGACUCCCCUGGCCUGAUCUCGCCAAAAAACCCGAUCAAACUGAAGCUGGUGCCACGGUCUGAACCCUCAAAAUAAAAUUAAAAAAACAAGACAGGAUAGUCAUUAAUAAUCACUAUGUUGUAG